Messenger RNA from Varanus komodoensis (Komodo dragon), 2669 nucleotides. RefSeq names its product zinc finger protein RFP-like. Gene Ontology annotation, molecular function: zinc ion binding. Lineage: Eukaryota; Metazoa; Chordata; Lepidosauria; Squamata; Varanidae. The record is from RefSeq and is a predicted model, not a curated record. The transcript has 6 exons. Bases 31 to 1614 code for a protein of 527 amino acids.
CUGGCUUUCAGGAGGCUGCAGCCAGGCGCCAUGGCGGACGCCGCGUCGAUCCAGACCCUGUGCGAUGAAGCCACAUGCUCCGUCUGCCUGGAAUAUUUCAAAGAGCCGGUGAUCGUAUCCUGCGGGCACACCUUCUGCCAGGACUGCAUCACCCAGUGCUGGGCAGAGGCUGACAAGGACGCGUUGUGUCCUCAGUGCAGGGAGCCGUGUCAGCGAGGGAGCUUCAGGCCCAGCCGGCAGCUGGCGAGCAUGGUGGCCGUGGUCAAGAAGUUCAGUCUGCAGCAGCCCAGAGGGGCGGAAGCCUUGGGAGGCGUCUGCGAGAAGCACCAGGAGCUGCUGAAACUUUUCUGCGAGGAUGAUCGGGUGCUCAUCUGCGUGGUUUGCGACAAAGCCAAAGAGCACCGGCAGCACAAGGUGAUUCCGAAGGAGGAGGCUUUCGAGGAGUACAAGUGUAAAAUUCAGAGUGAUUUGAAACUUCUGAAUGAGGAGAAAGAAAAGUAUGUUUCUGCUAUAUUGAAGGAGCAAGCUGAAGGCAAGACACUGCUGGAGCAAACAGAAAGAGAGAGAGAAAAAAUUGUGGCCGAAUUUGAGCAACUGCGGAAGUUUCUGAAAGAGCGAGAGGAGUUCCUGCUGGCGCAACUGAAAGAUCUGGAUGACCAGAUUACAGAUGCCAACAAUAAAUACAGUAGCGAAUAUUCUGAUAAAAUUUCCUCCAUAGACAGCCUCAUCAAGGAGGUGGAGGAGAAACUGAAGCAGUCAGCAGAUGAAUUCUUGCAGGACAUCAGAGACAUCUUACCAAGGUGUGAAGAAAAACCCUGGGAGUAUCAAAAAGCAUUUCCUCCUAAAUUAAGCGAAGAUAUUAAGAAGUUCUCCGAGUCACGUACAUCUUUUGAGACGGUCGUGAAGGAUUUCAGAGAAAGACUACUGACUGGAAGAGAAAGCAUGACAAUUCCUACAGUGACAAAUCCAACAAAUCGUACAGUGGCAAUUCCAACAGUAUGGCUGGCAGUGGAUGACACAGUAAUGAAAUUGGUGGAGCAACAACGAUCACAGAAUUCAGCAUUUUCAAAUAGGAAUUCAGCAUUUCCACAGCAGAAUUCAGCAUUUUCAUAUAGGAAAUCAGCAUUUCCACAGCAGAAUUCAGCAUUUUCAAAUAGGAAUUCAGCAUUUUCACAGCAGAAUAUCGUGUCAUCGCCCCAGAGCGACCCACUGCAUUGCUGGACCUACCUUAUGGGAACUGAGAGAAUAGCCUCUGGGAGCCACUCCUGGGAAGUGGAUGUGCCCCAGGAACGGUUCUGGGCUGUGGGGGUGGCCAGAGAGCAUCUAAGGGAUGGCUGUAAAUAUCCGCUCGAAGGAAUCUGGGCGCUGGGCAAGUUUCCUGAUGGGAGUCUAAGUGCGUUCGCUUCUUGUCAGUUGUCUCAGGGGCCAAAUCCCACAAGCAAUGUUGACACACUUUUUCGUGUGAAGGAUAUGCCAAGGAAGGUCCGGGUAUCCCUGAACUAUGAAAACGGAACAGUGACCUUUCUUAAUGCUCACAACCACACCACCAUUUAUAAAUGUUGUGGUGACUUUUCAGGCGAUGAGAUCUCCUCCUGGCUUAGUAUGGGAAAAUGAAGUGACGUUUCUUGCUGAGAAAACUCAGUUAUACAGUGACAAACCCCAGAUCUGUUUCAGUUUCUCCCACAUUCUUUUUUUUAAAUCUCAGUUUCCUUUAAUCUCUAAAGGAUUAUGCCUUAAUUUAAUUGUGAUGCUUCUGACACAAAUAAACAAAGCAAUGCAGUGUAACUAAAAGGCACUGUAAAAUUCAAACAGUGAUCCUAAUAAGACGGAAAGGACAAGAUAAACCCCUUAAAUGAUGAGCACUGGAGGACAAAGGGACGGUUCCAUUUGCAACAGAUUAAUCAGUUCAAGCUUACUAAUUUAGAUCCAGAGCCGUGCUGCUGGAAGUGGGGGGGUGGGGGUGGGGGUGGCUUUCCAUCUCACUCCUCCAGCUUCCCCAGAAGCAUCUUCCAAGAGCGGGGAGACCUUCCAGAGUAGGGUGGGCUGCGACGUGGGGGUGCUGAGGGAUCCUGCGAGCGGGCAGAGGCACCUUCCCGCAGCGCUGUGUUGAGCAUCACUGCCUUGAACCCAGGGCCCCUUGUGUGUCCCCUGAGUGGCAGCUUCUAGUGCUGCAAAAGGGCUUUCAGUUAGUUGCUCGAUGAAGGAAACGCCUUGUGUUCUGGGCUCCCACUUUGCACGUACAGGGGCUCACUCUGCUGAUAAUACAAACUGAUCAAGGAACCCAAUUUCCAUUGAUAUUGUACUGUGGGUUUCGCCAAAAUAAAGCAAAAGGGUGCACAACAAAUGAAUGAACGGACAGACAGACAAUACAUAAAGAUUGCAGGAUCAAGGCUGACUCCAAGCUGGGGACGAGGAAGCCAGGAAUGGCCGAGCUCAGCAAAAUUCUGCAAACUUCACUUUGCAUCUUGGAUCAGCUUGUUUUCUUUGUAUCUGCUUUUUCAAUUCACUUGAAUGGGAAUGUGUGCACUCUGAACAGGAAACGCAUGCAUUUCUCUGAACAUUUUUCAAAGUUGCAUACUUCCUUCCCAAACGUUUCUCCUGACCAAACUGUGAAAAUGAGCAUUGUUGAGAAAGUGCUAAUUUCAAGAAAUAAAUAAAUACAAUCUGCA